GUUGGGUAAAAGUGCUGUUUGGCUGUUUGGUUAUUGUAAUUGUAAUUCUCUCUCUCUCUCAAUCCUCUCGAUCUCUCUCUCCUUCUGCGUGUUCUUUCUCCAAAAAUACAUAUAACCCUCCCCUCCUUGCAACAAAGAACUUAAAACCCAACUUCUCAAAAUCCAAUAAAAUGAUGAUCUUGAAAUCAUCAACAAAUUAGAAGAUUUAGAGGGGUGGGUAAUUCAAGAUUCGUGUGUAAAAGACAAGAUGGAUAUAGAUAACAUAGAGUGUGUAUCAUCAUCAGAUGGAAUUGAAGAUGAUGAGAUCCAUCAUCACCACCAUCCUGUUAAUCAGAGGCAUCUGUACCCUUUAAAGACUCAUAACAAGAAUAUAAUUAUUGGGUCUGUUCCAGGGAUUGCUCCUGCUACAAGCGUUCAUGAGUUGUUGGAAUGUCCUGUCUGUACUAAUUCUAUGUACCCACCUAUUCAUCAGUGUCCCAAUGGUCACACUUUGUGUUCGACCUGUAAAACAAGGGUUCAUAACCGGUGUCCUACAUGUAGACAAGAGCUGGGAGAUAUCAGGUGCCUGGCUCUGGAGAAGGUAGCAGAAUCUCUUGAACUUCCAUGCAAGUAUUACACACUGGGUUGUCCAGAUAUUUUUCCAUAUUACAGCAAACUUAAACACGAGGCAGUGUGCAAUUUUAGACCAUACAGUUGCCCAUAUGCUGGAUCAGAGUGUGCUGUAAACGGUGAUAUUCCUUUUCUGGUUUCCCAUCUGCGCGAUGACCACAAAGUGGACAUGCACUCAGGAUGUACAUUCAACCAUCGAUAUGUAAAAUCAAAUCCUCGUGAAGUAGAAAAUGCCACUUGGAUGCUAACAGUAUUCCAUUGCUUUGGUCAGUACUUUUGCCUUCACUUUGAAGCAUUCCAGCUCGGUAUGGCUCCCGUAUACAUGGCAUUCCUUCGUUUCAUGGGUGAUGAGGCUGAUGCUCGCAAUUACAGUUACAGCUUAGAGGUAGGAGGUAAUGGUAGAAAACUGACAUGGGAGGGUACCCCACGCAGCAUCCGUGAUAGCCACAGGAAGGUUAGGGACAGCCAUGAUGGGCUAAUUAUUCAAAGAAAUAUGGCACUCUUCUUCUCUGGGGGAGACAGGAAGGAGCUGAAGCUUAGAGUUACUGGAAGGAUAUGGAAAGAACAACAGAAUUCAGAUGCCGGGGUGUGCAUACCAAAUCUUUGUAGCUGAAACUAGUUGAUUAUUGUUAAUUCUUGUUCUUGCUGCUUGUAUUGUUCUGUUAUGUUAAAAUUGUAAGCAAAAAGAAGUCUGGAAGUACAGAACUGGAGGUUUAAGCUUCUUUCAGUAUUUAUAUUGCAGCUUCUUUUCCCA
This is a messenger RNA of Daucus carota subsp. sativus, 1363 nucleotides long. Its product is annotated as E3 ubiquitin-protein ligase SINAT5. Lineage: Eukaryota; Viridiplantae; Streptophyta; Magnoliopsida; Apiales; Apiaceae. Gene Ontology annotation, molecular function: ubiquitin protein ligase activity; zinc ion binding; protein binding. The coding region runs from base 248 to 1222 and encodes 324 amino acids. The transcript has 3 exons. Gene Ontology annotation, cellular component: cytoplasm. Gene Ontology annotation, biological process: multicellular organism development; ubiquitin-dependent protein catabolic process. The record is from RefSeq and is a predicted model, not a curated record.